UUGUGUGGCAGGUUGGUUCUCUGUCCUCGACGCUCUCAUGUGGGAAACAGGACACAAAAGGGGCAUUAGAACCCUCUUUACAACUGAGGAACUUAAAUGGUGAGUUUAAAUUGAAGCUGGUGAGGCUGAACGUCUUUUGGACUAAAGUGUGAAACAGAGAAGAGUUUGAGUUUGAGUUUGGCUCUGACACGUCUGCUCAGGCUGCUGAAAGUGAAAGUGAAGCUGCAGAAAGAGCUUCAAGAGAAAAGAGACUUUAUUGUAGAGACAAAAUGGCUUCUAAACUGGAGGAUGAUCUCACGUGUCCUGUGUGCUGUGAAAUCUACAAGGAUCCUGUCUUUCUGACCUGCUCUCACAGUGUGUGUAAAGCCUGUCUGCAGCAGUUCUGGGAGAGCAAAGGACACAGAGAAUGUCCCUACUGCAGGAGGAAAUGCUCAAAACAAUUCUAUCCACCUAACUUGGCAUUAAGGAACUUGUGUGAGACCUUUGUACAGGAGAAAAGUCAGAAGGCUUCAGCAGGGUCUGAGGUGCUCUGCAGUCUGCACAGUGAGAAACUCAAGCUCUUCUGUCUGGAGGAUAAACAGCCUGUGUGUCUCGUGUGUCAGACUUCAAAGAAACAUAAGAAUCACACCUUCAGUCCCACAGACGAAGCAGCACAGGACCGUAAGGAGGAGCUCAAGAUCAAACUGCAGCCCUUACAGACAAAACUGAAGACCUUUGAAAAAGUUAAAGUCAUGUGUGACCAAACAGCAGCACAAAUUAAGACACAAGCCCAACGCACAGAGAGGCAGAUCAAACAGGAGUUUGAAAAACUUCACCAGUUUCUACAUAAUGAAGAGACAGCCAGGAUAGCUGCAGUGAAGAAGGAAGAGAAGCAGAAGAGUCAGAUGAUGAAGGAGAAGAUUGAGAAGAUGAGCAGAGACAUCUCAUCUCUUUCAGACACCAUCAGAGCCAUAGAGAAGGAGAUGGGAGCUGAUGACAUCACAUUCCUGCAGGUCACUCUGGAUAAGAGUGCAGCUAAAUGA
Sardina pilchardus (European sardine) is the source of this 1022-nucleotide messenger RNA. RefSeq names its product E3 ubiquitin-protein ligase TRIM39-like. The coding region runs from base 270 to 1022 and encodes 250 amino acids. Gene Ontology annotation, molecular function: ubiquitin protein ligase activity; zinc ion binding. The transcript has 4 exons. The record is from RefSeq and is a predicted model, not a curated record. Gene Ontology annotation, cellular component: cytoplasm. NCBI's taxonomy places the organism in Eukaryota, Metazoa, Chordata, Actinopteri, Clupeiformes, Clupeidae. Gene Ontology annotation, biological process: protein ubiquitination.